Molecule: messenger RNA, 1421 nt
Organism: Micropterus dolomieu (smallmouth bass)
Lineage: Eukaryota; Metazoa; Chordata; Actinopteri; Centrarchiformes; Centrarchidae
Exons: 2
Coding region: 61-924 (287 amino acids)
Biological process (GO): positive regulation of Rho protein signal transduction; phospholipase C-activating G protein-coupled receptor signaling pathway
Molecular function (GO): lysophosphatidic acid receptor activity
Source: RefSeq, a predicted model, not a curated record
CCAGGAUCGGGCAGCUAGAGUGGGACCAGCAACAGGCCAAAAGCAGGCUGUCGACAAGCAAUGUCAGUCAACCUUUCCUCCAUCAACUUCUACCUCAUUUCUGGCAUUGAGUGCUUCAUCACUAGACCGGCCACUUUAGUCUUCAUCACAUUCUACAUCACAAACAUCCUCCUCCUCCUCCCUCUCUGUAUCUUCAUCCUCUACUUGGGUCUUCAACAACGACGCUCCACCUCCACAGCAGCAAUGACGAGUCACUCAGACAGCUUCACCUACCACAUGGUUGCCAUGGAGCUGAUUGGUGUCUUCGGAUGUAUCCUCAUCCUUUGUGGUCUCUAUAGGGAUCAUGUGAUUGUAUCUUUUGUAGGGUUUUGUCUUUGGUCAUUCACCUGGUAUGGAGAGACGUACUUUCAGAUCCUGACCUGCGUGGAGCGCUACCUGGCUGUCGUUCAUCCCAUCACCUAUCUGAGCCUGAGAAGGGAGAGAGGGAUCAGAAUCAGAAAUAUCAGCAUUGGGUGUAUUUGGCUGAUUUGCUUUGGAGAAACAAGCCUGAUGACUCUAGAAAAUGUCUGCUUAAUCAUAGAUUUCAGCCUCUUGAUUUUUUCCCUGAUCAUCAUCUCCUUCUGCAGUCUUUCUGUUCUCUGCGUUCUGAUUCGUCCAGGGCCAGGGGAACAGGGCAGGGAGAGGGAGAGGGUUGACCAAUCAAAGCAGAGGGCUUUCUACACCAUUGUGGCCAUACUGGGAGUGCUGUUGUUGAGGUGUGUUUGGAAUCUGGUUUUGGGUGUUCUUACUAUGUCGAUAGGAAAUAGUUAUUGUGUGAUGAUGUCUUGUGGACUCUGGUUUAACCUCCCUGGCAGUCUGGUGUUGCCUCUGCAUUUUCUACACAGAGCAGGAACAUUAUGGUGUCGUAAGAACAACGCCACAUGAGGACAUGGAUAAGAUAAAAUUUGUAUUGAUAAUUAUCAUCAUGUUAAUUUUCUAUGGCUAACAUGUUAGCAAUCAAUUGUCUAUUUAAACAUCAUUUAAGCAUCUGGUCUCCACCUACUGCUAAAUACUGUCUCUGUCACUUUAGCUGCUAGAUUUUCAACUUCGUUCACCAGUUACUUGCUAACUUUGUCUGUGUGCUGUUUGAUGUUGAACAAUUGGUUUAGCUUCAGUGGUUGAACCAGAGAUGCUCUGCUGAAGACAGAUGAGAGCACUGAGACUAAACCUUACAGUUUUGGUUUUACUGUAAAUGUGCUGCAAAACCAAAACAAAGUUAAAGGGAUUGGGUGAGAAUGCUUUCACUUACUCAGUUAGUUUAAUAGUUAUUCAUAUGCAUUUGACAAGAAUCUUGUUAUUAUCGGUUAUCUAUUCCAUUUUAUUUUUGGAUUUGUUUAAUUGUCUGAUUGGAUUUGCCUCAUUGCCUGUUGAAAUAUUUUAAU